Molecule: messenger RNA, 2635 nt
Organism: Physella acuta
Lineage: Eukaryota; Metazoa; Mollusca; Gastropoda; Physidae
Biological process (GO): stabilization of membrane potential; potassium ion transmembrane transport
Cellular component (GO): plasma membrane
Molecular function (GO): potassium ion leak channel activity; outward rectifier potassium channel activity
Source: RefSeq, a predicted model, not a curated record
AUUCCCUCCAGCGAUUCGCAAACGAAGACCGCCGGUAAAAACACGAGCUGUAGGCGGUGUUGUCGGAGUUUUACUGCCUUUAUAUUUUCCCACAUCGGAUUGUGUUCUCUAGUGGUGGCCUACUCGAUCAUGGGAGGCUUCCUGUUUAAUUAUCUGGAGUCUUUUGACGAGCUGAGGGAGAGGGUGGGUGUGACGAGGACGAGGAAUGAAUGCGUGGGCAAGUUAUGGAAUAUGACGAAAGAGCUAAACAUCCUGUACGAGAGAAACUGGACAGCAAUGGCGGACGAGAUCCUGCGAGAUUUCCAGAACAGUUUGUACUUCGCCGUCAAGGAGAAGGGUUGGGACGGUAGGGACGAGAGCAACGAGGAAAUGCAGUGGUCAUUCUCAGGGUCACUGCUCUACAGCGUGACGGUCAUCACCACCAUAGGUUACGGCCACAUCGCGCCCAAGACGGAGAUGGGCCGCUUGGUGACGAUGCUCUACGCUCUGAUCGGCAUCCCUCUCACGCUCCUAUGUAUCUCCAACAUCGGGAGCUUCUUCGCCAACUGUUUCCGGUUUCUCUACAAAAACAUCUGCGUCUGCCUGGAGCGGCUGUGCUGUAGCACGCGCCAACGUAAGGCGAGGUACAGCGGUUCCACCAGCACCAUGACAACCACUGCCAGCCUCAAGUCUGUGGCGUCGAGAAAAUCAAAGUCCAUCAAAGACAUCAACGCGGAGUACGAGGAAUCCAGACAGGCGCUGAGGAAAGACAACCAGGAUAUAAGCGUCGUGGAGAAAGGUCUUCAGACGGCCCCACGGAGCGGCCGGGAAUCCGGGAAAGGUUGCAAACAUACCGGCGACGACGGGGAGGUGAAUUUGUUGGUGGUGGAUGACAAUUCAGGGCGGAAGUCGUCUAAUAAAGAGAAAGUUCGAGUUCCGAUGUCCGUCAGUCUUCUGAUUAUAUUCUUGUACAUUUUCGGUGGAGCUGUUUUGUUUUCCUGUUGGGAACAAGAUUGGAGCUAUCUGAUUGGUUCAUAUUUCUGUUUUAUAACUCUCAGUACGAUUGGCUUCGGGGAUUAUGUGUUCGGUGUAGGGAAUGACCUUGACAACAGCCAGAAGAUGAUCACGUGCGCGCUGUACCUGGUAUUAGGAUUAUCGAUAAUCGCCAUGUGUUUUGAGCUGAUGCAGGAGGAGGUGAGGGCAAAAUGCCGGUGGCUAGGGGCCAAGCUAGGGAUUAUCGAAUCUUCCAAAAAAACGAGGAAAAAGAAACCGGUCCAGCCACCCACUGACACGAAGGGAGACGAAGCGCUGAAGAGAGUCCCGUCCAGGGGCCCAAAAGCCAUCUCCUUCUGUAAGGUUUUGAUCUACGUGCUGCUGCUUGUAUUCCUGGCGGGGUACGCAACGAUUGGCGCCUACCUGUUCAGGUACCUGGAGCAGGAGGUUGUGGUACUGGUUGACAAGAACGCCACGUAUGAGCAGUACAAGGAAGAACUGGUUUUAAAGGUAGGGUUAAGGUAUGAGCAGUACAAGGAAGAACUGGUUUUAAAGAUCUUGACCGAGAUUGACGAGAACUUCACGCUUCUGGUGGACAAUGAGGUGGCCCAGAGAAAGAUCCGGGCUGUCGUCCGGAGAAUGUCAGUUGACGUCAUCACCGUUGCUGAGUUUAAGGACGAUGUUUUUGAGUGGACCUUCCCAUCGGCCUGCUUGUACUCCGUCACGCUCAUUACCACAAUAGGUUACGGUAACAUCACCCCCAAGACUGCAGAAGGUCGGGUCAUAUCCAUCAUCUUCGCCAUCGUCGGCAUACCCCUGACCCUCCUCUACCUGACCAACAUGGGCUCUCUGCUCGCCAUCUACUUCAAAUACGUCUACAGACGGUGGAUCAGCCUGCUGGUCUGGUGCAAGAUCAUGAAGAGAAAAAGAGACACGGACAUCGUCCCGUCGUCCAUCUCGUUCAUGGUCAUCGUCUCCUACCUGUUGCUAGGGGCGCUGCUCUUCAGCACUUCCGGUAGUGGUUGGACCUUUAUGGAAGCGAUGUACUUCUGUUUCAUAACCUUGAGCACUAUUGGGCUGGGGGACUAUGUCUUCGGAGCGGAUAUUGAUGACCUGGCCUCCAUAAAGCCGCUGGUGUCCGUCAUGUACUUGAUCCUGGGGUUGUCGAUGCUGUCCAUGACCUUUAACCUCAUGCAAGCGGAUAUCUCCUACAAGGUCAAUGCCCUGAUGGUGAGGUUUGGGUUCGUGGCCUCUAUGAAACGGGCGCAAAUGUUAAUUGCUGAUUAAUUUGUUCUUGUUUUUUUGGACAGGUGCUUGAUAAUUUAUAAAGUAACUAAGGGUCGGUAAACAAAACAUGUAAUUUGAACUUUUUUUAAAAAAUAAUUCAAAACUACAUUGAACGAAUUAGAUCCAAAAUACUAAUACGAUCGCAAUCUAGUUUUUAAUGAUACAUGAUCAACUACAUCCGGAGUAUCGUAGGGUGGGUAGUGUGCGAUGCCCCUUGUUAUAAAUGUUAACCGGAUCAUAAUGUCAAAUUAUUUUUUUCUGUAUUGUGUAACAAUCAAAAUUGUUUACAGGGGAAAUUUGAAGUUUAUGUAUAGCAUCAUGUAAUUUUUGUUUAUAUUCGGUAUCACUGUUGGCACAUCAGUACUUACUCAUUAUA